CUCGGAGAAGCCACCUCUGUCGAGCGGCAGCAGAAAGUCACGACUGUGAGAGGUCGCUUCGCCACAGCAACCAUGAAGCUCUUCGUCGCUGUCGCCCUCAUCUCUCUGGGCAUCCACGCUGAAGCCUUCUACCCUGGCUUUUACCAGUCUGGCCUCUACGGCGCUGGCUUCAGCGGUGCUGGCCUGUACGGUGGAAGCUUCGGCUCUGGUCUGUACGGGGGUGGUCUCCUCGGCUCUGGAUUCUACGGCAGCAGCUUGGGAAGCUCUGGGCUGCUUGGCUUGAACGGUCUGGGCUAUGCAGCUUCUGGCCUCCUUGGCUCUGGUUUGUAUGGCACUAGCGUCCUCGGAUCCCGCUAUGGCGUUCUUGGCGGACUACUGGGAGGAGUUGGUAGCCCCCUCGGAGGCCUUAGCCCCCUCGGAAGCCUGGGCCCAUUCGGAAGCCUUAGCCCCCUCGGACGCCUGAGUCCCCUCAGUGGCCUUAGCCCCCUAGGAAGUCUUAGCCCAUUCGGAAGCCUUAGCCCCCUCGGACGCCUGAGCCCUCUCAGUGGCCUUAGCCCCCUAGGAAGUCUUAGCCCGUUCGGAAGCCUUAGCCCCCUCGGACGCCUGAGCCCCCUCAGUGGCCUUAGCCCCCUAGGAAGUCUUAGCCCAUUCGGAAGCCUUAGCCCCCUCGGAGGCCUUAGCCCCCUCGGAAGUCUGAGCCCAUUGGGAAGCCUUAGCCCACUCGGAGGGCUCGGAAGCCCGUUCAACGGUCUCGGAAGCCCGUUCAGCGGUCUGGGAAGCCCGUUCAGUGGUCUCGGAAGCCCAUUCGGUGGCUACCCCGGAUUCUUCGGUGGACCAGGAGCCACCAGGAAGUUCCCCGGCGACCUCCGCGUCAUCACCGAACCCACCUCUGGCCUUCCCCUGAAUGAUGCCGUCUACGUCGGUGUAGUGCGCCAGCGUCUGGUCCCUGCUCCAUAUCCCGUCCCACGACCGGUGCCAUACCCAGUUCCACAGGCAGUGCCGCAGCCAUUCCCAGUCGACCAACCUGUCCCGCAGCCCUUCCCAGUUCCGGUUCCAGAGCCAGUACCAAUUCACACUACGACCGAAGUGACCAACACUGCAGUGAUUGAGCCCGUCACAAGUGCAGUUGUUUCUCACCACGGACCCCAAGUGAACCAGGUACAAAGCCACGUUCCACUGUAAGCGUUGAUAACCUCAAGAAAAUUUUACGUCGUAUAAAAACGAGAAAAUCAUGCUUUGCAAAUGUAUCUGAAAUAAAGAACAAUCUAUCGGAUUCAAAUCAA
Messenger RNA from Dermacentor andersoni, 1283 nucleotides. RefSeq lists its product as uncharacterized. Lineage: Eukaryota; Metazoa; Arthropoda; Arachnida; Ixodida; Ixodidae. The record is from RefSeq and is a predicted model, not a curated record.